CCUGCCUCGUUGGAUACUGUGUGUUUGUAUUGUCAGUUUUUAAGUCGUUCCAUGACCCCUCAGUCGGUGAGGAAUUAUCUAAGCGGCGUAAAGCUGCUUCACGUUGUUACCGGUUUCGAUUUUCCUUUCUACGAGACGUUUGAGCUGCGUUUAACUUUGCGUGGCCUUGACCGCAUACAUCGGCAUCUCCCUUCUCGUGCCCCGCCGGUGAUACCCGAUUUACUUCGUGCUUUAGUGCAGUGCCGGGGUUCACAGUUUGAUUUCGUUUUUAAUUGCGCCUUCCUCUUCGCAUUUUUUCUUUUUGCACGCAUUUCCAAUCUUGUGCCAGUUUCGGCUCGGUCUUUUGAUCCCGCUAAACAUUUAUGCCGCGGAGAUAUCAAAAUAACUAGUUUCGGGUUAUCUGUUUCUUUCAAAUGGUCUAAGACUAAUCAGACGGGCUCCAAAGUACUCGCCGUUCCCCUACUUAGUAAUUCUGACCACCUUGUGUGCCCGGUCCGGGCCUACUUG
Molecule: messenger RNA, 507 nt
Organism: Porites evermanni
Lineage: Eukaryota; Metazoa; Cnidaria; Anthozoa; Scleractinia; Poritidae
Source: the annotation of a GenBank genome assembly